Messenger RNA from Rotaria sp. Silwood2, 660 nucleotides. The record is from the annotation of a GenBank genome assembly. Lineage: Eukaryota; Metazoa; Rotifera; Eurotatoria; Philodinida; Philodinidae.
AUGUAUCAAUCGUCAAGCGCUUACAGAGCUACUCAAGAUUUACUUAUCAAUGAGCUAAAAUUACUUAAACAUAUUAAACAUGAAAAUAUUAUUAAAAUGUAUGAUUUUCAGUGGAAUGAAAAUUAUACCUAUAUUGUAAUGGAAUAUUGUGCUGGUGGUGAUAUUUCAAUGUUUAUACGUUCUAGACAGCAAUUAUCUGAAACUCGUGCACGACCAUUUGUUCAACAAAUUGUUAAGAAUAUGUACUCAUAUGAUAAUUUAAAACCUGAAAAUAUUCUUUUAAAAUCUGUUGAUAAACCAAUAUUAAAAGUAGCUGAUUUUGGUGCUGCACAACAUAUUGGAACGCGUGGUAGUCGAGGUAGUCGUGGAACUUUAUUAUAUAUGGCUCCAGGAAUACUUUAUAAAUACCUUUUUGGUCAGCCACCGUUUAGUUUUUCAUGUGUUGAUGAACUUAUUGAAGAAAUAAAAUCAGAUGUUUCAAUUGAAAUUCCAAAUGAUACUUGGAUCUCAUCUGAAUGUCGCAAUUCACUUGAAAGUCUAUUACAACGACAAUUUCUAUCAAAAAUCAAUUAUGAAGAAUCAGGUGAUAUAAAAAGAGCUCUUGAUUAUCGAGUGAGAGCAUGGUAUGAGUAUAUAACUAUUAUUAAAGGUAAACAAUGA